UCUUUCAUUAUUUCCAAGAUCUUUCAAAGUCUAUGCAGACAGAGGGCAUCACUUCUGAUGGUAGAUUCAGAGUAGUGUAGCUCGGAAGAUCCGUAAGAAGGGGAAGAGUGUGGACGAGAAAGAGAGGGUGCCCUAUGAACUAGCCCUCGGAGGAAACUUGGCUACGAACUUAUGGCUGUAUGAAAAAAAUAACUCUGGGAUCUUGUCUACGAGUUUCCUUCUGAUCUAAUAUCCAACGUUGUGUUAUUUCUAUCAAUACACAUUUGUUGUGGAUGUCAAUGGUGAUCAUGGAUACUCAUAUAAGAUGGAAAAUAAAACGGAGGAUAAGGAACAUGCACCUUGCCUUAGUAAUAAUUCUUUUUUUUGUAAGUUCACGAGCGAGUUCAGAACCUGCAGAUCUACUUAAGAUAUUAGACUUUCACAGUUUACCUGAAGGCGUAACAAAAGUAACAGGUCUUUGUGCACAAAGAAAGUCAUCGUCAGGACCUGAUGUAGCUUACAGAGUAGCCAAAGAUGCUCAACUCAGCGCUCCUACCAAACAGCUCUAUCCUGCCUCGGCUUUUCCAGAAGAUUUCUCUAUCCUGGCCACAGUAAGGCCAAAUAAGGGCAGCCAGGCCUUUUUGAUGUCCAUCUACAACGAGCAGGGCAUUCAGCAGCUGGGCAUGGAAGUGGGUCGCUCACCGGUCUUCCUGUACGAGGAUCACACAGGCAAGCCAAGUCCUGAAGACUACCCGCUUUUCAGCGGACUCAACUUAGCAGACGGGAAAUGGCAUCGCGUGGCUGUUAGUGUACACAAGCAGACUGUCUCCAUGAUUCUGGACUGUAACAAGAAGAUAACGAGGUCCCUGAAAAGGAGCCCACAUCCCAUUAUCGACACUAAAGGAAUUGUGGUUUUUGGAACUCGGAUCCUCGAUGAGGACGUCUUUGAGGGAGAUAUCCAACAGUUGAUGAUUGUAGCAGACCACCGAGCUGCCUUUGACUACUGCGAGCAUUACAGUCCUGACUGCGACAUGGCCGUCCCAGAUACGCCCCAGAACCAAGAUCCCAACCCCGAUAAGAAGAACCCUGACGCCUAUUACUAUGAGUAUCCUUAUGAGUACUUCGAAAAGGAAUCUGAGGAGGUGUCCUCCCUCAAUCCAGACGUGGAGACAGUGACUGUAACAGAGGACAGCGAGGUAGAAGCUGCAGCUCCAGACAGCGGCCAGGAGGUACCAGGGGAGGCAACAGGAACCGAGGAGCACACCACAGAUAUCGGAGACUAUGGCACAGAGGAUUCAUACAACUACUACGAGGAACAUAUGUCGACUCCCGAACCAUCUAGGAGAAUCAUGAUUAGCAGCAGUGUGGGUCACGGGAUGGCUACUGAUACUGAAGUGGACCUGGGACUCGGGAGCAGGAUUAACUUGGGCUUUGGAGGAGAGCUAGAGAAGGAGGUCAUCACAGAUGAUGGGCACACAACAGUCACCAUCACCCAUAACAGCACCCAUGUUGAUAAUUAUGACUACUACAAGUAUGACUAUGGGGAGUACAAUCCUGAAGGUGGCAUUUCAACCAGCAGCAGUGGUGGCUCGGUCAGCACUGGAGGCAGUUCUGUCAGCAUCGGAGGUGGUUCUGCUGAAGGUAGUUCUGUCAGCUUCGGAGGUGGUUCCACUGGUGGUUCAGUCAGCAUCGGAGGUGGUUCCGCUGGUGGUUCAGUCAGCACCGGAGGUGGUUCCGCUGGUGGUUCAGUCAGCAUCGGAGGUGGUUCCGCUGGUGGUUCAGUCAGCAUCGGAGGUGGCUCCGCUGGUGGUUCAGUCAGCUUUGGAGGUGGUUCUGCUGGGGGUAGUUCUGUCAGUAUCGGAGGUGGUUCCAGUGGUGGUUCUGUCAGUGUUGGAGGCGGCUCGUCAAGCGCCGGUGGUGGUUCUAGGAGAGCAGGGAGUGCUGCCAAUGGCCAGGGGGGCACCGAGGAUGAACAUUAUGAAGAUUUCACGGAGGAAGCCAUACCAACCGAGGAUUUAAACAAUGCCUACGAUGACGUUGAUGAUUAUACCUAUGAGCUUCCUGCAGUCACUGAUGAGCAACAUGGCCAGGUUGAUGGAAUGAGAGGAGAAAAGGGUCAAAAGGGAGAACCAGCCAUCAUUGAGCCGGGUAUGCUAGUAGAGGGCCCCGCUGGUCCCGAAGGUCCCAUAGGACUGCCAGGCUCCCCAGGAUUACCUGGCCCCUCAGGCAGCCCCGGAGAUCCCGGAGAGAGGGGUCCUUCUGGCAGACCAGGCUUGCCAGGUGCUGACGGUCUUCCAGGCCCUCCAGGGACUGUCUUGAUGCUGCCUUUCCGGUUCAGUGCUGGAGGAGAUUCUGGCCAGAAGGGACCUGCUGUGUCGGCACAGGAAGCCCAGAUGCAGGCUAUGAUGCAGCAGGCCAGGCUGGCGAUGAGAGGUCCCACUGGUCCCAUGGGUCUGACUGGAAGGCCUGGUCCUUUGGGCCCUCCAGGCGUAACUGGACUGAAAGGCGAGUUGGGAGACAGUGGCCCCCAGGGACCGCGUGGCACUCCGGGGUCCUCUGGCCCACCCGGCAAGCCCGGCAGAAGGGGCCGCGCUGGAGCAGAUGGGGCCAGGGGGAUGCCAGGACAGACCGGGGCAAAGGGUGAGAGAGGGUUCGAUGGAUUGGCUGGCUUGCCUGGUGAAAAGGGCCACAGAGGUGAAUCAGGUCCACAUGGCCCCCCCGGACCUUCAGGAGAGGAUGGUGAAAGGGGCGAUGAUGGUGAGAUCGGACCAAGAGGGCUUCCAGGUGAACCUGGGCCUCGUGGGUUACUGGGACCAAAAGGACCUCAAGGACCUUCUGGAUCUCCAGGUGUAUCUGGAAUGGAUGGUCAUCCUGGACCCAAAGGAGGGAUGGGUCCACAAGGAGAACCUGGACCCCCGGGACAGCAAGGAAACCCAGGAGCUCAGGGUCUUCCAGGUCCUCAGGGAGCCAUCGGUCCUCACGGAGAGAAGGGUCCAACAGGGAAGCCAGGCCUUCCAGGGAUGCCCGGCGCGGACGGGCCACCGGGUCACCCUGGAAAAGAAGGACCUAAUGGUGAAAAAGGACACAUGGGUCCUGCUGGUCCUCAAGGUCCAAUUGGGUAUCCUGGAUCAAGAGGAGUAAAGGGAGCUGAGGGAGUCCGAGGCUUAAAAGGAACCAGAGGUGAAAAGGGUGAAGAUGGAUUCCCCGGACCUAAGGGGGACAUGGGGAUCAAGGGUGACAGAGGAGAGCUGGGUCCUGCUGGGCCCAGAGGUGAGGAUGGUCCGGAGGGCCCCAAAGGUCGGGGCGGUCUUCCUGGGGACGCGGGUCCAAAUGGUCCAACUGGAGAAAAGGGAAAGCUGGGUGUCCCCGGGUUGCCUGGUUACCCAGGACGACAAGGUCCGAAGGGUUCUCAAGGGUUCCAAGGAUUUCCAGGGGCAAAUGGCGAGAAAGGAACAAGGGGAACAGCAGGAAAACCAGGCCCCCGUGGACAGAGAGGACCAACAGGCCCUCGAGGAGAAAGAGGUGCAAGGGGUCCGACAGGAAAGGCAGGGCCAAAGGGUGCUUCAGGCAGCGAUGGACCCCCAGGACCACCUGGAGAAAGGGGCCUUCCAGGACCUCAGGGUCCAACUGGAUUCCCUGGACCUAAGGGCCCACCUGGUCCAUCUGGGAAAGAUGGAUUGCCAGGGCAUCCUGGGCAGAGGGGUGAAACGGGCUUCCAAGGCAAGACGGGACCCCCUGGUCCUCCUGGUGUGGUGGGACCUCAGGGUCCUACAGGAGAGACUGGGCCAAUGGGAGAACGUGGCCAUCCGGGACCUCCGGGCCCACCUGGGGAACAGGGCCUACCCGGAGCCGCUGGGAAAGAGGGGGCCAAGGGUGAUCCCGGCCCGGCGGGCCCUGCUGGUAAAGAUGGUCCACCAGGCCUGCGAGGAUUUCCAGGAGAGCGAGGCCAUCCUGGUCCUGUCGGAGCUCCUGGAUUGAAGGGCACCGAAGGCCCCUCCGGCCCACCUGGACCUGCUGGUUCCCCAGGCGAACGAGGUCCUGCUGGCCCUGCUGGACCCACUGGCCUCCCAGGACGUCCAGGACCACAAGGCCCCCCAGGUCCAGCUGGAGAGAAAGGUGGACCUGGAGAGAAAGGUCCUCAAGGUCCAGCUGGGAGAGAUGGCAUCCAGGGUCCUGUGGGGCUGCCAGGCCCCGCUGGUCCUGUUGGGCCUCCGGGAGAAGACGGGGACAAGGGGGAAAUUGGUGAGCCUGGGCAAAAAGGAGGUAAAGGCGACAAAGGAGAACAUGGUCCUCCUGGUCCCACUGGACCUCAAGGCCCCAUAGGACAACCCGGACCUCCUGGAGCUGAUGGUGAGCCAGGCCCGCGAGGACAGCAGGGACUCUUUGGCCAGAAGGGAGAUGAGGGACCCAGAGGAUUCCCCGGGCCUCCAGGGCCGGUCGGCCUGCAGGGCCUACCUGGCCCCCCAGGUGAAAAGGGUGAAACUGGAGAUGUUGGUCAAUUGGGUCCACCAGGACCACCGGGCCCAAGAGGCCCUUCAGGACCCCCAGGAGCAGACGGAUCCCAGGGACCCCCUGGUGGCAUCGGCAACCCGGGACCUGUAGGAGAAAAAGGGGAAGCUGGUGAAGCAGGAGAGCCUGGACUACCAGGGGAUAAUGGACCACCAGGCCCUAGAGGUGAGCGAGGAGAAAAGGGUGAAGCUGGCCCUGCUGGUUCUCCUGGACCUCUAGGUCCUAAAGGUCCUCCUGGAGACGAUGGUCCCAAAGGUAGCCCUGGUCCAACUGGUUUCCCUGGAGAUCCUGGUCCCCCUGGAGAACCUGGUAUUUCUGGACAAGACGGCCCCGCUGGAGAUAAAGGAGACGACGGGGAAGCUGGUCAGCCAGGCUCUCCUGGGCCUACCGGUGAAUCGGGACCUACUGGUCCACCUGGGAAGAGAGGUCCUCCUGGGGCCAUUGGACCUGAGGGAAGACAAGGCGAAAAAGGAGCCAAGGGUGAGUCUGGUUUGGAAGGCCCACCAGGCAAGACAGGCCCAGUAGGUCCACAAGGAGCUCCUGGAAAACCGGGAUCUGAAGGUCUUCGGGGUAAUCCUGGCCCAGUUGGAGAGCAAGGUCUUCCAGGCUCAACUGGACCAGCGGGACCACCUGGACCCAUGGGACCCCCUGGAUUACCCGGUUUGAAAGGUGACUCUGGUGUUAAAGGUGAAAAGGGUCAUCCCGGUCUGAUUGGCCUGAUCGGCCCUCCGGGGGAGCAGGGAGAGAAAGGCGACCGAGGCCUUCCAGGUCCUCAGGGGUCAUCGGGUCUGAAAGGCGACACUGGUAUCGCUGGUCCCUCAGGGCCUCUUGGCCCCAUCGGACCCCCAGGAUUACCGGGUCCCCCAGGUCCAAAGGGUGCCAAGGGUUCGACUGGUCAAACUGGUCCUAAAGGUGAAACCGGUACUCCUGGACUACCAGGCCCUCCUGGCCCCCCUGGAGAUGUCAUCCACCCCCUGCCCAUCCAGUCCAGCCCCAAGAGAAGCAGGAGGAAUAUUGACGGCAGCCAGCUGAUGGAUGACCCCAAAGCCGACGGAUACAAAGACUAUGAUGACGGCAUGGAGGAGAUCUUCGGCUCUCUCAACUCACUCAAGCUGGAGAUUGAGCAGAUGAAGCACCCCCUGGGCACGCAGAAUAAUCCCGCCCGGACCUGUAAAGAUCUGCAGUUGUGCCAUCCUGAUUUCCCUGAUGGGCAAUACUGGAUUGACCCGAAUCAGGGCUGUGCUCGUGAUGCCUUCAAGGUUUAUUGCAAUUUCACAGCUGGUGGAGAAAGCUGCAUCUACCCAGACAAGAAGUCUGAAGGAGCUAGACUCACUUCCUGGGCAAAGGAGGUUCCUGGGUCCUGGUUCAGUGAAUUCAAACGCGGUAAACUGCUAUCCUAUGCGGAUGCGGAGGGCAACCCUAUUGGGGUGGUCCAGAUGACCUUCCUGCGGCUGCUGAGUGCCGCUGCCCGGCAGAACCUCACCUACAACUGCUACCAGUCAGUGGCCUGGCACGACUCGGAGCUUGACAGCUAUGACAAGGCCAUCCGCUUCCUGGGCUCGAACGACGAGGAGAUGUCCCAUGACAACAACCCCUACAUCCGUGCCGUGGUGGACGGCUGUGCAUUGAAAAAGGGUUAUGAAAAGACUGUACUUGAGCUCAACACGCCAAAGGUGGAACAGGUGCCAUUUGUUGACGUCAUGUUCAGUGAUUUUGGUGGAGCCUUACAGAAGUUUGGAUUUGAAGUGGGUCCUGUCUGCUUCAUCGGAUGAGACACUGUUCCAGGAAAUUCUAUAUAUAUAAUUAAAACAAAUUGACUAAAAUAAAGUGAACAGCCCGACAUCUCACAUCUGUAAAACAUUGUCUCCAAAAAUAAACAAAAAAAAAACAUCAAGACAAGGAAAUAAAUGUUCAAUAAAAGAAUAAAAACCGCAACCUUGCAACCUCAGUCUGCCUUCUCCAUCACACACAGGUUUUGAAAGCUGUCAGUUGUUCGCUAACCACUUGAUUCUCUAUGCCCUGCCUUCCUUUCUCUGCCUGUGUCUCUGCCCGUGUCUCGGCAAACUCUGUGGUAUCGAUCAGGUUGCUCUGAAGCAUUAAGAAAACUCCAAAGUGAGUGGGACCCUCACUAGUCUCUAUCGUCAGGAUUUCCUUCUGAUUUCAGUUUCCAUGCUUCAUUUUAUCCAAAUGGCUGCCUGUUCUUUGCAAUGGUGCUUACAUAUAAAAUAUUAUAUAGAAAUAUAAUAAAUUUUGUUUGGUAUGUUUGUAAGUACGUUUUGUAUAUUUUUUUCCUGGAAAUGUAUAUUGAUCCUGGCUUGAAAACAUGCGUUUGGGUACCUUUUACUAAGAGUGAGAUAACAAGAAAACGGAAAAUUAAAGGGACGGCUUUGGGUGUAAAAGCACAGAGUUUUUACAUCCAAAGCUCACAAGUACACGGUGCUGCUGUCUGAGCACUAAUGUGCCACUUAAAUAGCCCCUUCUCCAGCACAUCCAUGUUUAUCCUCUGAGAAUAUUCAUAGGGCAAGAUUGCAUCAAAUUUGUAAUAAAAAGGGUUACUGGUGCUAUUUUAAUGUUUGUUUAAGGUGCUCAGUAUUUACACUUUAAUUCUGAAGUUAAAUACUGCUGAUCAGUCUCCUAAAAAGCUUUCAGAUCUUAUCCCCGUAAUAAUGGCAUUUUUUGAAUUUAUAAAAUCUUUGAUUAUGCCUAAUAACAGUGUUUUUUCGUCCAUCCAUCCAUCUUCUGACCGCUUUACCUUGAGCAGGGUCACAGGGGGACCUGAAGCCCAUCCCAGGCAGCACAGGGCACAAAACAGGGGUACAUCCUGGAUGGGAUGCCGGUAGAAAAGUGUAUGUACUUUUUAAUGAACCCUUUAAUGAAAAGGUGUCUGAAAUUGCAAUAUUGGACCAUGGGGGGAAAAAAGCAGAUCCGAAAACUGUCCUGAAAAUGGUGCUAAUUUAUGUUACAGUUGUGGGCAAUUGAGAUAUGUUUUCUGUAUUGUGAUUUUAUAUGUUAUGAGUUUUUUUGUAUAUGGAUCUCAGUGAGAACUGUGUAUACAAAGAUCUAUCUACACACACAGGUGUCCAGCGUAGGCGAGUCUCAUUACUUUCACUUGAAGUUUUAAAACACUGCUGGAAACUUCACAUGUGAGUUUUCUGUUCUGUGACAAUCGGCUAGAAUUCCAAAGUAGCUGGCAGAAAAAGAUGAAGUCAAUUGCUUGUAAACAGAAAUCCUUGCUUGACAUAACUAAUGAUCUAAAUAGCUGUGCUUCUUUGAGGAAUUUGAAAACAUAGAUGGUGCUCUUUCCAUCAGUUUACAAACAAGGGCUGCAUGCAAUCUUUCAUUUUGCAGGUAUCGGUUUCAGUGGCGUGUUUUGAUUUUUCCUGGCUUAAAGUUGUACAAAUAAUAAUAAAUUACCGGGUAUGUAUAUUACUUAAGACUGGGAUUCCCAAAUUACCUUGUAGACUAGUCAGACAAAAUAACACCUCUUUUUUAAAAAUAAAAAAAUAAAAUAGUAAAUAAAAACUUGCCUGGGGCACGUAAUUCUGUUUUAUGAUUUUUACAUUUUUUCAUUAUUUUGGCCAUCGCUGUAGUGGAUUGACGUGAGUUUCACUUACAGCAAAUCUUGUACCUUUGACCACUUAGUCUCUACUACAUACAUGCUUUACUGUUCAUCAUAAAUUACUCUUUUUCUAUUUGAAUAUAUGUGACUUGAACCAUUUCUAUUAAAAUAUGUUUCUAUUAAAACUAUGGAAUAUGUGUAUUUUCAUGCAGUAUGUCAUGUUCAUUGUUUUCCUGUCAGUAAAUUUAUUUUUGAAAUCACCCGUGCUGCCAUUUUUAAAUCUGUUUCUUAGUUUUUAUGGUCUAGUCAAACCUGUGUAAGCACAGAAGAAAUUUUGCUGUUUGACAAUAAAUUCAAAGUUACUGUGCCCCUUCCACUUUACCGUGUUCCACUGUUUGUAUGUUUAUCAAAGCAUUAAAAUCUGUAUGCAUGAACUGUAAGUUUUUUUUUCUUUUCUUGUAUUUUGGAAUAACAUAAAGGAACUAUUUUAAAAUAUUCUAAAUGUUUUCAGCUGCUAUUUGAGCGAAAAGGCAUGUUAAUUGUGAAAAGUAGCGAGGAAGAUAUUGUAAGUUGAACCAAACAACCUUUUAAUUUGUAGUAUAUUUAUUGUAUUAUUUAAGAAAAUAAAUGUAAAUUUACACGA
Molecule: messenger RNA, 8690 nt
Organism: Brienomyrus brachyistius
Lineage: Eukaryota; Metazoa; Chordata; Actinopteri; Osteoglossiformes; Mormyridae
Gene: col5a1
Product: procollagen, type V, alpha 1
Exons: 66
Coding region: 273-6260 (1995 amino acids)
Molecular function (GO): extracellular matrix structural constituent
Source: RefSeq, a predicted model, not a curated record